Messenger RNA from Arabidopsis thaliana (thale cress), 5814 nucleotides. RefSeq names its product WD40/YVTN repeat and Bromo-WDR9-I-like domain-containing protein. The coding region runs from base 431 to 5464 and encodes 1677 amino acids. Lineage: Eukaryota; Viridiplantae; Streptophyta; Magnoliopsida; Brassicales; Brassicaceae. The transcript is spliced from 25 exons. The record is from RefSeq and is marked reviewed.
UUUUUUUGCGUUGUGCUCUGUUUCUUCCCUUCUCUCUCUAUCCAGUGCGUUUCUCCACAAUCCUUUCGCCUUCUUCUGCCGAAAUUUUGUCUUGCCCAAAAAACACUAAAAAACCGAAUAACGCAAACUACUAAAAAGCUUCAACAAGAUUGAAACUUUCUGCUUCUAUUGAUUCUAAUCAUCUCUCUUUCACAAUACCCUAGUAUCAAUUUCUCCUUUUGACUCUCUCGGUUUCUAGAGAUUAUUUGUCUUCCAUCUUCAAAUCCAAACCAAGCUUUAGAGGUUUCGACGACUCUCUAGCCGCCGCUUUUUCUUAAACAGAGAAGACUUCAAGAGAGACAAUGUGUUAUGGUUUUGGACUUCUUUCGAAACAAUCGUUUGCUCUGUGAUCGUAGUUCUCCUUAGCUCACGCGGCAUCACCGAGGGUCUUAUGGCUCUUAGGAAAAAUACUCCAAAAGGCGAUUCAGUUUCACUACCUAUGAAGCCUUUGAAUUUCUCCAGAAAAUUGCCAGGAAAUGUGCAGAUUCCAGACCCUGAUAUUGUUCAAAGUGUUGCGCCUAACAUUGAUCUAGACCUCCGGGAAGUUUACUUUUUGAUGCUCCACUUACUUUCAUCUGGGCCGUGCCAGAAAACUUAUGCACUGUUGCGGCAUGAACUUCUUGAACAUGAGCUUCUUCCUAGAAGAUAUCAUGCUUGGUACUCGAGGAGUGGAUUGCCUAGUGGGGAUGAGAAUGAUGAUGGCAAUUCCUUUCCUUUGAACUAUACUGAGUUGGCUAAGAGGUAUUCUCAUGUAAAAAAAGAUCACCUGGUGGAGCUUCUAAAGCAAUUGGUCUUUGUUUCAAAUAGGCCUAAUCCCUCACGAGGGAUCGGUGAUGGAAAUAAAAUGAUUGGAGCUGGGGUUCCAACACUUUUAGGCACUGGCUCGUUCUCCCUUUUGAGCUCUGACAAGGAAAUAGUUGGAAGUGAUCUCAAACCACCACCUAUUGGCAUGCGUUGGCCUCAUAUGCAUGCUGAUCAGGUUCGUGGUAUUAGUUUGAGGGAAAUUGGUGGUGGUUUUGCCAGACAUCAUCGUGCCCCAUCAAUUCGAGCAGCAUGUUACGUCAUUGCAAAACCAUCGUCAAUGGUACAAAAGAUGCAGAACAUCAAGAGGCUACGUGGACACAGAAAUGCUGUGUACUGUGCUAUAUUAGAUCGCUCAGGAAGGUAUGUAAUCACUGGUUCAGAUGACCGCCUUGUAAAAGUAUGGUCGAUGGAUACUGCAUACUGCCUGGCCAGCUGUCGAGGGCAUGAAGGUGACAUAACUGAUCUUGCUGUGAGUUCGAACAACAUUUUCAUAGCAUCCGCAUCAAAUGAUUGUGUGAUCCGCGUUUGGCGAUUGCCAGAUGGCUUACCAGUUUCUGUUCUCCGUGGACAUACUGGAGCUGUUACUGCUAUUGCCUUUAGUCCCAGACCUGGAUCCCCGUACCAGCUUCUCUCAUCGUCUGAUGAUGGUACAUGUAGGAUAUGGGAUGCCCGGGGAGCCCAAUUUGCUCCCCGGAUAUAUGUCCCUAGGCCUCCUAGUCCUGAUGGAAAGAACAGUGGCCCUUCUUCUAGUAAUGCUCAGCAGAGUCACCAAAUCUUUUGCUGUGCAUUCAAUGCUAGUGGAUCUGUCUUUGUCACUGGCAGUUCUGACACUCUUGCUAGAGUAUACUCGGUUUGGAGUGCUAAUAAGACCAAUACUGAUGAUCCAGAGCAGCCAAAUCAUGAGAUGGAUGUUCUGGCUGGACAUGAGAAUGAUGUUAAUUAUGUUCAGUUCAGUGGUUGUGCUGCGGGGUCUAAAUUUUCUGUAACUGACUACUCAAAAGACGAGAAUGUUCCAAAAUUUAAGAAUUCCUGGUUUUGUCAUGAUAACAUAGUUACAUGCUCUCGUGAUGGUAGUGCAAUCAUUUGGAUCCCAAGAUUACGGAGAUCUCAUGGAAAAAGCUGCCGAUGGACACGAGCAUAUCAUCUCAAGGUUCCACCUCCGCCCAUGCCCCCUCAACCUCCUAGAGGGGGGCCACGUCAAAGGAUCCUACCUACACCCCGUGGGGUUAACAUGAUUGCUUGGAGUCUGGAUAAUCGUUUUGUCCUUGCCGCUAUUAUGGAUUGUAGAAUAUGCGUGUGGAAUGCCUCUGAUGGUAGCUUGGUACAUUCUUUGACUGGUCAUACAGCAUCUACAUAUGUUAUGGACGUCCAUCCAUUCAAUCCUCGUAUAGCUAUGAGUGCUGGCUAUGAUGGAAAAACAAUAGUGUGGGAUAUAUGGGAAGGCAUACCUAUACAAAUAUACGACAUUUCACACUACAAGUUGGUUGAUGGGAAGUUUUCACCGGAUGGAACUUCAAUUAUACUUUCAGAUGAUGUGGGCCAAUUGUACAUAUUAAGUACUGGCCAAGGGGAUUCUCAAAAAGACGCUAAAUAUGAUCAGUUCUUCCUGGGGGAUUAUCGUCCAUUAAUUCAGGACACAUAUGGUAAUGUCCUUGACCAGGAAUCUCAGCUUCAACCUUAUCGCCGAAAUAUGGAGGAUCCUCUUUGUGAUUCAGGGAUGAUUCCAUAUGAAGAGCCAUAUCAGACCACGUUUCAGAAACGGCGACUCGGCGCCUUAGGCAAAGAAUGGCGACCAUCUUCUUUGAAGCUUGCUGUCGGGCCAGAUAUCACUUUAGAUCGAGAUUACCAAAUGCCACCUCUGGCAGAUCUAGACUUAGCCGAACCGUUGCCAGAGUUUAUAGAUGUAAUGGAGUGGGAACCAGAAGUUGAUAUCUUAAGUGAUGAAAACGACUCUGAAUACAAUGUGCCAGAGGAGUAUUCGUCUGGAAAAGAGCAAGAAUGUUUAAAUUCUUCAACCUCUGGUGAGUCAGGUUCCAGUUCUGGUGAAAGCUAUGAGGAUGAUGAUCAUCAGAAUAGCCUUAGAAGAUCCAAAAGGAAAAAACAUAAGAAAGAAGCUGGGAUCAUGACUUCUUCGGGUAGGCGUGUCAAAAAGAGGAACUUUGAUGAGCUUGAGGGAGCUCCAAGCAACAAAAAACGUACCAGAAAAUCUAGGAGUGGUCGUAAAGAAUCGAAGAGGAAAUCUUCAAAAUCUAAAUCGUCUAGACCUAGGCGAGCAGCUGCACGAAAUGCUCUCUCUUGGUUUUCUAAGAUUACAGGUACAUCUAAAGAUGCAGAAGAGGAGGAAGUCUCUGAAUUGAGUGAUUCAUCAGAAAGUGAAUCGACAACACAAGACUCAGGUACUGGGGAUAGUGAACUUGAAGUAGCUUUGUUAAAUGGGCAUGGGAAGCAAUCGAAGGGGAAAACUAUCCUCGUAUGUGAUUCUGAUGAUGGGGCUCAACAAUGUGAUAUCAGAGAAACUCAUACUGCUGAAAGGAGGAGAUUGGUUCUUAGAUUUCCUGUUAGGAAUUCAGAUAAGCUUACCUUACUGGAGAACCUACCUGGAUCAUCUUGUGAUGUUCCAAGUCCAACUUUAGGGAACGGCUGUACUGAAGACUCGAGGAUUCCUGGGAACCAAUUUGAAGGGCUAGAUGUAAGUAAAGUCAAAUGGGGAAUGGUUAAGGCUCGUACAACAAAGCGAAUAAGAGGUGAAGCAAUAUCAUCGCAUGAACUUAUGGGCUCUGACCCGGAGGGAAAGGAAAAUAAUGUUAAGGAAGACUCAAAUCACCGUGGAAAUGGUGUUACAGCACCUAGUUGUUUGGAAUUGAAAACAGAUAUAGAUGACAUGGCAGUUGACACUGACACGGUGAUCUCUAAUGGUUUGCCAAAUGGUGGGAAGCGAUAUCCAGAACUGGAUGGGUCACCAAGUCGAGUGGCUGAUGACAAGGCCUCUAAUAGUUCUCAAAAUGUAACCCACCGGCACGAUCUAAUAGAUAGCCUUCCACCAAUCUCAACGACAUUGAAGAUACGCUCCAAGAGAGUUUCAAGGGCUCCGGAUACAUCUUUGAGGCAAGAAGGAAAAUCCUUAUCAAUAGAUCAAGAGACUGGUGGCUCUGAUGCAUUAAAUGAUGGUUUUGAAGAUGCUAAAUGUGAUUUGACAUUGGACUGUCAAAAGGAUGGUGUGGUUGGGACAGAGAUAUCUCUGCGAAAUGAUUGUGUUCUGGAAUUAAAUCCUCAGAUCUGUGAUGCGCUCUCAAUUGCUAAUGAUGUUCCUGUGUCACACUCACAUCCUAAACGGAUGUUUGAUUUUGUCUAUAGACGAAAGUCACGGAAGCAUAAGAACAACUUAGACAGGGAUGCUGCUCUUACUAAAGAAGUCAGUCCAGGUUCUUGUAGUCAGGAUCAUGGUAGUGGCUCUAAGUCCCAUGAAGGUGCCUCUAAUGGGUUCCAUGGGACUGAGUUGAAUGGAUUAGAGAAGUCGGAAGGCAGUUUGACCCACAUCCAAGAUAAAAUAAGUGAUUCACGUGGAAACCAAAACUCUCAGGAAGAAUUGAGAUCCGCUUCUGGAGCAACACUUCGGUUGAGAUCCACAAGAAAUAGAAAGUCUACUUAUCCCUUUAGUGAAACUAAACCUAUUGAAACAAAGAAGCCUCAGCAGUUAAUAGAAAAUGUAUCCUGGUUGACAUUAUCGAUACAUGAAGAGGGUUCUCGUUAUAUUCCACAAAUGGGGGAUGAAGUUGCGUAUUUGCGACAGGGGCAUCAAGAAUACUUAAACUUUAGCUCCCUGAGGGAAGUGGCUCCUUGGACAUCAAUAAAAGGAGGAAAUAUAAAGGCUGUAGAAAUUUGUAAAGUGGAAAGUCUUGAAUAUGCAACUCUGCCUGGUUCUGGGGAUAGCUGCUGCAAAAUGAUACUUAAGGUCAUCGAUCCAAACUCCGAAGUGUUCAACAAAGCUUUCAAACUUACGUUGCCUGAAGUGGUGACGUUUCCAGAUUUUCUUGUGGAAAGAAGUCGGUAUGAAGCAGCAAUACAGAGGAACUGGACUUGCAGGGACAAGUGUAAAGUUUGGUGGAGAGACGAAGGCGAAGAAGAUGGUAGUUGGUGGGAAGGACGGAUUCUAGCUGUGAAACCCAAAUCACCUGAUUUUCCUGAUAGUCCGUGGGAGAGGUACACAGUUAAGUACAAGAGUGACCCUGCCGAGACACAUCUUCACAGUCCCUGGGAGCUUUUUGAUGCAGAUACCAAGUGGGAGCAGCCUCACAUUGAUGAUGAGCAACGAAACCGUUUGCUCUCGGCCUUAACAAAGUUAGAGACUUCAGACAAGAGAACCCAGGAUUCUUUUGGCCUCCGAAAACUGAACCAGACCGUGGGAAAUUCCAGCUACUCCAACAGGUUCCCAGUUCCUUUGUCUCUUGAAGUAAUCAGAUCAAGGCUUGAGAACAACUAUUACCGAAGUGUGGAAGCAUUACGACACGACGUAUCAGUUAUGUUGUCCAAUGCAGAGACUUUCUUUGGUCGAAAUAAAAGUGUAGCAGCCAAAAUCUCAAAUCUCUCUAACUGGUUCGACCGGACGCUACCUUCUUCGUAGCUUAUCAUCGCGCCUAUGUAGAUAAACUGAUGUUUUUUUUUCUCAUGUUUCCAAAUUAUUUAGUUAGGUUUCCUGCAAUUCUUUAAAAACUCUGGUUCUAAUGGCAGAAGAGAAUUUUAGGGGAUUUUUUUUCCUUCAGUUAGAAAAUUUUAGGUUUAGGGUUUAGUUGGAGAUAAUCUUUUUCUUUUUGAAAUUGUAUGUAAAGAGAAAUUGGAGGAGAGGUCAAAAACGUUUGAUGCUUUGGAAUCAUCUUCUGUUGACUGACCAACCCCAAAUUUGAGAAUCAUUUCUUUUUCUGCUAAUGGUACAACAACAGAUGAAAUUGUUGACAUUACAUGUGCAAAUAUCCA